Staurois parvus is the source of this 297-nucleotide messenger RNA. The record is from the annotation of a GenBank genome assembly. Lineage: Eukaryota; Metazoa; Chordata; Amphibia; Anura; Ranidae.
GCCAGUCCUUCGUCAUGAGUUUUGAGAAGGUCAGGGGUCUGAUGCCGCCGAUCAUGGGAUUGGCACACCACCUGUCAGUGUCCAUCAGUGCCUUGUGUCAGUGCUCACCAGUGCCUCGUGCCAGUGCCCAUCAGUGCCACAUCAAUGUCACAUAUCAGUGCCUACCAGUGCACAUCAAUGCCACAUAUCAGUGCCCAUCUGAGCUGCCUUUCUGUCACCCAUCAGUGCCAGUCAGUGCCACCUAGCAAUGCCAAUCAGUGCCACCUAUCAAUGCUGCCAAUCAGUGCCACCUAUCAG